AUGACAAGCCACCUGUUAGCUCUCCUGCUCUCUCUAAUUGCUGUUGUCCUACCCCUGAGAUAUGGCUGCAUGGACAUUAUCGGAGGACAUGUUGUGCAUCCUCAUUCUUGGCCUUAUAUGGCUGCUAUCCAGAGAAAGAAUUUAACUAAGUGUGGAGGGGCUUUUGUGGAAAAGCAAUGGGUUUUGACAGCAGCGCAUUGUGAAUUAAACAAGUUAGAAUUUAGAGUUGUUCUUGGAGCCCAUAAAGCAUCCAUAGCUGAAAAACAGCAGAUAUUUAAGGUUAUGCACUACUGUCCUAAUCCUCAGUUUAGCAGGUCUUCCAAGGAAAAUGAUAUAAUGCUCCUCAAGCUGAAUGGUAUUGCAAAACUGAAUAAAUAUGUGCAACUUUUGCCUCUGCCUGACUCUUGUGAAGAUAUCAAACCUGGCACAACAUGUAAAGUGGCUGGCUGGGGAGUCACAUGUUCAGGAAAGCCAUCAAAAUAUCUUCAGGAAACAACUCUUAAAAUUUUUAGAAGAAAAAGCUCUGAGAGCAAAUAUGGAAAUUACAUAAAAAUAACCAGCAACAUGUUGUGUGCUGUAGGGAAAAAUAAAUUUUUGAAGAGAGAUGCUUGCCAGGGAGAUUCAGGUGGGCCGUUAAUCUGUGCUGGGCAAUACAGUGGGAUAGUUUCUUUUGGAAAAGGACGUGGAAGACGAGGCAUGGCUGGAGUUUAUACAUGACUGACUGAAAAAUAUAUUGACUGGAUAAAGAAAGUAAUUUCCCUUCACAGAGAUCCACGAGGCAGGCAAGACGGUUUUAACAAAUACUGUCCUGUGCAUUAG
Messenger RNA from Grus americana (Whooping crane), 819 nucleotides. RefSeq names its product granzyme A-like. Lineage: Eukaryota; Metazoa; Chordata; Aves; Gruiformes; Gruidae. Gene Ontology annotation, biological process: proteolysis. Gene Ontology annotation, molecular function: serine-type endopeptidase activity. The record is from RefSeq and is a predicted model, not a curated record.